AUGAUAGGAGCGAACCUUCGCUUCGGAUCCGCUGGUGCAAACAACGCUUCAAUAAUCAACAACACAAGGCACUGUCCGCCAGGUGGUGCUGCAAGCGCUGCUGCACUCUUAGCCCUAUCGGGUCUGGGCAUGUCGGCUAACAUUGCACUUAUGACGGUCAUACUCAGCAAAAAACAACUCAGGAGGUGGUCGCACGGACUCCUUUUCCACCAGGCAGUUGUGGACUGCGCUCGUGCCGCUAUACUUCUACCUCUUGGCAUUGCUGUGUUUCGUUGUCAACCCGUUUAUAAAUGUUCACUAGUAGAGACUGCCUUUUUAUUACUUGUAACCGUAUCAACAGUAAAUAUGUUAACGACAGUCCUAAAUGAUAGUCCUAUAUUCCCUGAGAAUGAAGAGGAACAAGCUGAUCUGGCGGCUCCGUUACUAAUGGAUAGCCCUCAAUGUGUCCUAUUUGGAACAUUCAUGAUAUGGUUUGCAUCAAUUACUAUAAACCUUGGGCCAACAUUUUUAUCCGGAGCCUUAGCAGCAAGCGCUGGUUCUUACAGUUCUUACGGUCCUUCACCUUCAUGUCCAUUGGUACGUGGACCUUUUAGACAUUACGUACUCAACGCGCUUUGGAUUGGGGUCAAUGCUGUAUGUGUUGGACUUACGUUAUUCCACUUGAAAAAACUUCACCGCGAUCUGACUAAGGCUAACGUAGAAGCAGUUCGAGUAGCUGGUCUAGUGACCACGCUUGUCAGCAUGGCUGGUGACAACAGACGCAUGGAUUCACUACCAAACAGCGUUGGACCUAGGACAGUCGAUGGUACAAUGAAUGAUGGUCAGUGUGGACCUACUGGAAGUGCAAAUUUACCUUUUGGUGGUGGACGAAGACUGCGGGGAUAUCUUGCACGUGUAGAAAGAGAAGGUGUACGACGAGUUCGCAUGUUCCUUGUGAUCACCGCCGCCUAUGUUCUCUUCUGGGGUCCGCUGUUUAUUAUAACUCUUCUGCAUCAUCCGGCCCUCACCUCGCAUGUUUCAUACGAGAUGUAUUUUCAAAUAACGCUGCACAUCUCAUACGUCCACGCAGCGGUAAAUCCCCUAUUAUUCAUGGUUUUACACCGAGCGCUUCGCCGAGCAACUUUACAAUUGUGCUGCGGAUGUUGCGUUCAUUGGAGCCAGUUCGUGCUCGCUCUUACUGCUGCAGCUCAGUCACCUCUUGCUCCAUCAUCGUUUUCGCCGGCAGCAGCGUCUCCCGAACCACCGCCAGCUCCUCCACCACCUCUAGUACCACCUGCUCCACCAUCGUCACAUCCUGCGCCGACAGCGCCACACACGAUGAUGAGUUGGGAAGUUGAGGAGUAUGAUGCUGAGAGUAUGUCGAGUGCGCGUGUGCAGGGAGACGAGGAUAUGAUGGAGUGGAGUGGCAGCGUACGGCGCCAGCCGCGAUCGCCGCGAUCCCUGCGCUCUUCGCGCUCGCCUAGCCCGUUGCUGCCCUCGGUUUGA
This is a messenger RNA of Parnassius mnemosyne (clouded apollo), 1485 nucleotides long. The record is from the annotation of a GenBank genome assembly. NCBI's taxonomy places the organism in Eukaryota, Metazoa, Arthropoda, Insecta, Lepidoptera, Papilionidae.